CCUGGGAGGAGACGGAGGGAGAGACAGGAGCGCCGCGCUGCAGGCAGACAGGCGGGGGCAGUCGCUGACUCAAAGCUGACGGCGGAGUUUCCUCCAGGCAGCCCGGGCUCUGGCUCAGCACGUCGGUGCGGCUCAGGCCCUCAGCCUCAUGAUUCAUCCCCCCGGGCGGCUCAAAAGCUCCAGCCGUCCCAGCCCCGGGCUCCAGCCCUGAAGUCCGGACUCGGAGAAGAUGCGGGGGCUCCGCCCGGCGCUCCGGACCCUGGUGCUGGCGCUGUGCGCGGCGGGACUCCAGGGUAACAUCUGUACCACUCGCGGGGUGAAUUCCUGCAAGCAGUGUCUGGCCGUGAGCCCGCUGUGUGCAUGGUGCUUCCAGGAGGGCUUGGGGCAGGGAACCCCUCGCUGCGACCUGAAAAAGAACCUCCUCCAAAAUGGCUGCACGCAGGAUUUCAUCGAGUACCCGGUCAGCAGCAUGGAAAUCCUAGAGGACAAGCCACUCAGUAACACCGGCUCUGGACAGACCGUCACCACUCAAAUGAGCCCUCAGAAAAUUGAACUGCACCUGCGGCCAGAUGACUCCCGGAACUUCUCCGUCCAAGUGCGCCAGGUGGAGGACUACCCAGUAGACAUCUACUACCUGAUGGACCUGUCCAAUUCCAUGAAGGAUGAUCUCCACAACAUCCAGAGCCUGGGCACCAAGCUAGCCACUGAGAUGCGCAAGCUGACCAGCAACCUGCGGAUCGGCUUCGGGGCCUUUGUGGACAAGCCCAUCUCGCCGUACAUGUACAUCUCCCCGCAAGAAGCCAUCGACAACCCGUGCUACGAGAUCGACCAAACUUGCCUGCCCAUGUUCGGCUACAAACACGUCCUGACGCUCACGGACGAGGUGACCCGCUUCAACGAGGAGGUGCGCAAGCAGAGCGUCUCACGGAACCGCGACGCGCCCGAAGGGGGGUUCGAUGCCAUCAUCCAAGCGACCGUCUGUGACGAGAAGAUCGGCUGGAGGAAUGAUGCUAGUCACCUGCUGGUCUUCACGACAGACGCCAAGACCCACAUCGCUCUGGAUGGGCGGCUGGCGGGGAUCGUCCAGCCCAAUGACGGGCAGUGCCACAUUGGCAAGGAUAAUCUCUACUCGGCCUCUACUACACUGGACUAUCCCUCGCUGGGCCUGAUGACUGAGAAACUCUCCCAGAAAAACAUCAACUUGAUCUUUGCCGUGACGGAGACCGUGGUCGGCCUCUACAAGAACUACAGCGAGCUGAUUCCCGGCACCACUGUGGGGACCCUGUCCAGAGACUCCAGCAACGUCCUGCAGCUCAUUCUGGAGUCCUAUGGGAAAAUCCGCUCCAAGGUGGAGCUGGAGGUGCGAGACCUGCCCGAGGAGCUGUCCCUCUCCUUCAACGCCACCUGCCUCAACGACGAGGUCAUUCAGGGACUCAAGUCCUGCGUGGGACUCAAGAUAGGAGACACGGUGAGCUUCAGCAUCGAAGCCAAGGUGCGGGGCUGCCCCCAGCAGCGGCAGAAAUCCUUCACUAUCAAGCCCGUGGGCUUCAAGGACAGCCUGACGGUGGUGGUGAACUUCGACUGCGACUGUGCCUGCCAGCAGCACGCCGAGCCCGACAGCCCCACCUGCAACCAGGGCAACGGCACCUUCGAGUGCGGCGUCUGCCGCUGCUACCAGGGCCGGCUGGGCUCCCGCUGCGAGUGCUCCGAGGAGGAGUACAGCCCCGCGCAGCAGGACAACUGCAGCCCCGGCGCGGGGCAGCCCCUGUGCAGCCAGCGGGGCGAGUGCCUCUGCGGCCAGUGCGUCUGCCACACCAGCGACUUCGGCAAGGUGACCGGCAAGUACUGCGAGUGCGACGACUUCUCCUGCGUCCGCUUCAAGGGCGAGAUGUGCUCGGGCCACGGGCAGUGCAGCUGUGGGGACUGCCUGUGCGACUCGGACUGGAUGGGGGACUAUUGCAACUGCACUACCCGCACCGACACCUGCAUGUCCGGCAACGGCCUGGUGUGCAGCGGGCACGGCCUCUGCCAGUGCGGGAAAUGCGAGUGCACCCAGGCCGGCUCCUACGGGGACACCUGCGAGAAGUGCCCCACCUGCCCUGAUGCCUGCACCAUCAAGAAGGAGUGCGUGGAGUGUAAGAAGUUUGAGAGGGGGACCCUGAAAGAGCAGCAAACCUGCAGCCGCACCUGCCGGGACGAGAUCCAGGAAGUGCAGGAACUCGGUGACACGGGUAAAGACGCGGUGAACUGCACCUACAAGGAUGAGAACGACUGUGUGGUACGGUUCCAGUAUUAUGAGGACUCCAGCGGGAAAUCCAUCCUUUAUGUCGAGGAGCCAGACUGUCCCAAGGGGCCAGACGUCCUGAUGGUUCUGCUCGUGGUGGCGGGAGCCAUCCUGCUCAUCGGCCUGGCCGCCCUGUUCAUCUGGAAGCUCCUGAUCACCGUCCACGACCGGCGGGAGUUCGCCAGGUUCGAGGAAGAGAGGGCCCGGGCGAAAUGGGACACGGCCAACAACCCCUUAUACAAAGGCGCCACCUCCACCUUCACUAACAUCACGUACCGCGGGAAUUCGUAAAGAGGCCCGCCUUCCCCGGCGCCGGCCCUGGGAUCCGCUCCAGUGCUGGAGCGUUUCAUGUUUACAGAAGAGCCGGUGUGGGGGUGUCUGUGUAAUUUAAUGAUGAUCCCUCAGGCUGGGGCCAAGGACUUGGCGUCCGUGUCACUUCACUGUAUCACAGGGCUGGGCCUCUCCAGCCACGCCACUGUCCCAUCGUUACCUCGGCGUGCCCAGGGGAGGCCUGCCCUUCUGCACAUGGAACAAGGAGAAGUCGGCCUCGCCGCGGCGUGCAUGCAGGCCGACCCGCAGGGACUGGGAGCUCCGUUCGAGAUGGGAGUGUUCGUGGCUGAGUCUGAUGGAGGAUGGACGAGAACAGCGCGGCCUCAGCCCAUCUCCCUGCCUUUCUCCAGCCCGGAAGGAAAAGCUCUGAAUGGCCUUCCUCCCCAUGCGGGGCACGUCCUGCACACGACUAGCCCAGCCUGGGUGCAGGACCCGCCUCCCCGACUGGGCAGUGCUGCUCCCCUCCUGGCCCGCUAGCAGAAAGCGCUGCCCUGGAGGGACGCCGGACCUGCUCCCACAGUGGGCCACUUUGCAGUCACAGGUUCCUGACUCUGGUCCGGCUGCUUCCUAGGAAGGUAGAAACCAUGCAACCCCCAAGAACGCCCUGGCCAGGCCGUGCGCUGCUUCCUCGCCCCGCACCGCCUCGCGUUUGUACACAAAGCAGAUGACUGUAGCAUCCGCUCUGCCAGUGCCCCAGCGGCUCCCUGACCCCGGGGGCAGGUUGGCUGCGUGCUGGGCCGAGGCCCCUGUGUCAGUUCUCACCCCUGUGACACAGGGGAACACAACGGAGUGUGACACCAGCUCUCCCCGGACCUGCCCCACCCCAGCCUAGAUCCACCAGGGUUUCCAACCCACAGCAAGCAGCCAACAGACCUGGUGUGUCACACAGGGCCACUCAGGUCCCCCCCACCCCCUGCCUCGGUUUCCCCCUCUGUACCAUGAUGCUGAUGCUCCUUUGCAAUCAAGCGCUGGGAAGUGCUAGAUAGUGGUAAUGCAAAGAAACGAAUAAGGGGCACUCCAGCCACUAGUGUGGGGCCAAAUUCCCCCCAGGUGUUACUGCAAGGAAGUGGGACACUGGGGAAUUGGCCUCUGGGACACAACCUCUUAUCUCUCUCUCUGGAACAGCAGCCAAAGAUUGGGGGGUGCUUCCUGCUGAGGGGCUAGCGUAAGAGACACGGGCUCAGGGCUCCCAGGUUCUCCUCCUGCUUCAGCCACUAGCUCCCUGCACGACUUUGGCUGUGCCAUGCCAGGCCUCAGUUUCCCCAUCUGCCAAAAAUGGGUCUCCUGGCCCAUACCUACCUCCCAGGUGGCUUGCGGGGCUUUGUGAGUGAAUGUUAAAGUGCUUUGAGAUCCUCAGCUGGGCAAUGUUCCAGCCAGGAUACGUGAGAUUGUCACUCCCACCAGUGGUUUUGUGGGGCAAGGGAAGGGGGAACGUCGUCAGCUUUCCAAGCCCGAGCUAGGGAGCAAAUUCCCCUCCUUGCAGGACAGCGGCCAAGGCCUGUUUUCGGGCCGUGCCUGGAACCCGCGCUGCCCACGAGUUCUUGGUGGCUACUCUGCAGGUCAAGCAGCAGCAGAGUCAGACAUGCUGCCCCCUGCCCUGGAUGGGCACCAGCACCGCCCCCUCCUGCCAGGGCAAGGAGCUACCCCACAGCUCUUCCCUCCUGAGCGGCUGCAACCCAGGUCCCCAGAGCCUGCAGCACAGGGCAGGGAUGGCUGGCAUCCAUGCCCAGCUCCACUUUAGCUACUGUCUGCUCCCUUUGGCGUCUAGACUACGUCAACCCAGGAUAGUCGCGAGGUGCCCCCCUGACCUCCCAGAGGCACCUGCAGGGGCAUGGGGGUGGAGCUCUGAUGCCAGCUGGCUGCCCCUUUGAGAACAAGGGUAAGAUCCCGAGGGCUGGGGAGAGGAGGGGAGUUUGGGUCUGUCUCCUACAUGGUGCGAACUCCAGAACUGAUCACAAACGAGCCCAGGGCGCAACUGAGAUCGGCCCAACCUCAGACUUUGCAUACAGCACCGAAUAAAAAAGUUUUGCACUAUCAA
This is a messenger RNA of Chelonia mydas (Green sea turtle), 4652 nucleotides long. RefSeq names its product integrin subunit beta 3 (gene ITGB3). The coding region runs from base 230 to 2575 and encodes 781 amino acids. Gene Ontology annotation, biological process: cell adhesion mediated by integrin; cell-matrix adhesion; cell migration. Gene Ontology annotation, molecular function: fibronectin binding; integrin binding; fibrinogen binding. The transcript has 15 exons. The record is from RefSeq and is a predicted model, not a curated record. Lineage: Eukaryota; Metazoa; Chordata; Testudines; Cheloniidae. Gene Ontology annotation, cellular component: focal adhesion; cell surface; integrin complex.